Messenger RNA from Calliphora vicina (urban bluebottle blowfly), 717 nucleotides. RefSeq lists its product as uncharacterized. The coding region runs from base 47 to 643 and encodes 198 amino acids. NCBI's taxonomy places the organism in Eukaryota, Metazoa, Arthropoda, Insecta, Diptera, Calliphoridae. The record is from RefSeq and is a predicted model, not a curated record. The transcript is spliced from 3 exons.
ACAAGAACGAAUAUUUUAAACCAAAUUCACUUAACAAUUUCAUGCCAUGUUGCAUGCUGCAGCCGAUGAUUGUAAUGCACAGUUAAAUUUUAAUUUAUCUUCAUCAUCUCUGUCUAAACAAAAUUUGGAUAUAAACAACCAGACCAGUAGUCAAUUAAAUCUUUUGGAUGCCUCCAAUGAAUCUUCAAAAAAAUCCCCUAACAAUUGUCUAGAAUCAAAAGAAAAUCUUUUAAUUUCAUUUUCAUUGAAUGCGGCCAAAAGUGAUUUAUUGCCUUCAUCUCAUAGUGCUGAAAAAUUGAGUUGGAAAUUUUUUGAACAAGUCGAUUCACUUGAUAAUCAGUUAAGAAGUGAUGUGUCUUCCCCUCCUUGUGCUCUUUUAAAUGGUGGUGGCCUUUUCUUAACCUCCCCUACUACAGACGAGAUUUCUUGCUCCUCCACUACUAAUGACGUCAAUUUGAUUGUGGCAAACAGUCUGAAUGCAUUAGGAAUGCAUUCGAAUCAUCAACAGCAUCAUCAUCAGCAACAUACACUUGGACAAACUCAGACACAAUUACAGACAUUGCCUCAAGGCUGUAAUCGACUAAUGCGCCAACAAACUCUACCACAACUACGGCUACAACUGCAGCAACAACUUCAGAUUUGAAUAUUCUACCACAACUAAGGCUGACACCACAACAGCCGAACCAACAGCCAGAACAGCAAACAGCUACGUUUGUA